AUGGCCGUCUCCGUUUUCCAUGCAUACGCCCAUUCAAUGUCUUGCCAGGUCGAUUAUCAUCCACGAUUCAUAAGCGGCUUUGGACUGACAGAUGGAGAAGGACUUGAGCGUCUUUGGUCCUACCUUGGAGGAUUUGUCUCAAUGACUAGACAAAUGAGCGCUAAGAGACGUCUGUUCGUUUUACAGCAUGCGAUUGGUCAUUCGAAAGCCAAGACUAUAAUCAAUAUGUGUAUGCAUGAUUUUAAAUGA
Molecule: messenger RNA, 249 nt
Organism: Zychaea mexicana
Lineage: Eukaryota; Fungi; Mucoromycota; Mucoromycetes; Mucorales; Lichtheimiaceae
Exons: 1
Coding region: 1-249 (82 amino acids)
Source: RefSeq, a predicted model, not a curated record